Aaosphaeria arxii CBS 175.79 is the source of this 1985-nucleotide messenger RNA. Its product is annotated as general substrate transporter. Gene Ontology annotation, molecular function: carbohydrate:proton symporter activity. Gene Ontology annotation, cellular component: plasma membrane. Bases 95 to 1816 code for a protein of 573 amino acids. Gene Ontology annotation, biological process: transmembrane transport; carbohydrate transport. The transcript is spliced from 2 exons. Lineage: Eukaryota; Fungi; Ascomycota; Dothideomycetes; Pleosporales. The record is from RefSeq and is a predicted model, not a curated record.
UUUAUAAUCUCCGCAGAACCCCUUCAGCGACUGGUUCAAAAAAAUAAUAUCUUCUGUUACUCUUCAACUACUACUUGCAUAUUCCUGAGGCGCUAUGGCGAUUCUUGGUGGAAUUCGGGGGCAAUCCCCUUCUCCUGCUUCCUCUACUGCAGACAUGGAGAAGAAGCCAGUGAUGCUCCAGAUCAGUACCAAAGAUCGUUUCCGACCACGCAUCCUAGUGAUGGCAGUCCUUGUUAGCAUGGGCGGUUUCAUAUUCGGCUACGACACUGGUCAGAUAUCUGGAUUCUUGGAGAUGCCUGACUUCCUCCGAAGGUUCCAUGAUAAGGUAGACCCUGAGACAGGAAAGCUUGCAUUUUCGAAUGCCCGGUCUGGAACCAUUGUUGCUUUGCUCUCCAUUGGAACCCUCAUUGGCGCCAUUGUUGCUGCACCCAUCGCCGACAAAUUCGGAAGGAAGCUGUCGAUCACCUUUUGGAACAUCGUCUUCUGUGUGGGAGUCAUCGUGCAGAUUGCAACCACGACAAAAUGGUACCAGAUGGCACUUGGGCGUUGGGUUGCUGGUCUCGGUGUAGGAGGGUUAUCAGUCCUCACGCCUAUGUACCAGAGUGAAACGGCGCCUCGUUAUGUUCGUGGUGCGCUUGUUAGCUGUUACCAACUGUUCAUCACGCUCGGAAUCUUCACCGCAUAUUGCAUCAAUUUUAGAACAUCGAAAGAUGACAGCGCGCGGUCAUGGCGCCUACCAAUUGGCAUUGGCUUCAUCUGGCCUGUCAUCAUGGGAGUCGGAAUGCUGUUUCUACGUGAGUCACCCAGGUGGGAGUAUCGCAAAGGAAAGAUUGAGUCCGCCCGCACGACCAUCGCCAUCUCGUACGGCGUAUCGGAAGAUCAUCCAGAGGUCAAUCGCGAGAUAAGAGAGAUCAAGGAAAAACUUGAUGCUGAGAGAGCUGGUGGUGGCAAGCACCCAUGGUAUGAGAUAUUCACUGGACCUCGAAUGCUCUAUCGUACAUUGCUCGGGAUCACCCUGCAAGCCCUCCAACAGCUUACAGGAGCGAAUUUCUACUUCUACUACGGCACGACCAUCUUCCAGUCUGUCGGCCUACCUAAUCCGUACGUUACCAGCAUGAUCCUCGGCGCGGUCAACUUCGGUACUACGUUCCCCGGACUUUAUAUCGUCGAGAAGUAUGGACGUCGACCAAGUUUGAUCUUUGGCGCCCUUUGGAUGUUCAUGUGCUUUAUGGUGUUCUCCUCCUUGGGCCACUUUGCACUGAACCGCGAUGAUCCUGCACAGACCCAAGGAAUCGGAUACGCAAUGAUUGUGUUCGCAUGUCUUUUCAUCGCUGGUUUUGCCAUGACCUGGGGAGUUGGUAUCUGGACCGUCGUCGCAGAGCUCUAUCCAUCUCGCUACCGUGCCAAAUGUAUGGGACUCGCAACGGCAUCCAACUGGGCUUGGAACUUCCUCAUUUCUUUCUUCACACCCUAUAUCACAAGCGCCAUCGAUUACCGGUAUGGCUACAUCUUUGCGGCAUGCUCCUUCGCUGGUGCAGUAGUGGUUUUCCUCUUUGUCUGUGAGAGCCACGGCCGGACUCUCGAGGAAAUCGACACGAUGUACAUCUUGGGCGUCAACCCGAUGAAGAGUGCUAAGUGGCAGCCUCCCGAGGGCGACGACUUCCCUAAUCUUGACAAUACAUAUCUUGCACCGGGUGCGAGAAGCAUCAAGAAGAAGGAGGAAGCGGGUGUCCCCAUUGCGGAGAGAAAGGAGAGCACAGUGGCUCCCAACGGGCACGACAAUGUCGUUCCGGAGGCUUCGGGAGCCAUUCAGUAAGGUAUCACAUUAUUUCUUCAAGAAGGAGUUAUUAGGUUACUAAGCGGCAAGAUGGUUGCAAAGCGCGCAUGGCGUUCGGGUGCCAUUGGGAUGCAUUUGGUUUGGAAUUACUGGCGCCUUGGUUUAGCAUCACAUUACAUUGUCCGAAGCCUUAAGGUAUGUAACUUGU